UUAUUUUUACCUUCUCGGUGCAGAAGAGUUAAACACUGACAGACGAUGUCGAAGAUGAAAUCAUGUGUACCCCGAGCCUUAAAACUGAUGUCAAGACAUAGGUUCUAUGGAACGGAACAAAAAUUACAAUUAUCAAACAACGAACAUUAUUCUAUUCGUCAUUUACACAACUGUUUCCAGAUUUAUUGCCGUAUUCUGGCCCCCCUCCGAACUAAACAACUAACUUUGUUGGACAAGCACCCAACUAAGUGUCAUCCUUGGAUAAGAUUUAAAACAGGCCAAGAUAAAGAGGAUGUAACAGAUACUGAAGAAAGAGACAGUUUAAAUGAGGGUUCAGACGCCAAGCUGAUUAAUAGAUCCUUUCCUGAUUAUGAUGAAGAUGAGAUUGCUAAAUCAAAACCUAAACAACUGAUGAUUGUUGUUGGCUCAACUCGAUUAGAUGCUGUUAUAACAAAAGCAUUUGGGAUCAGCAGAUUAAAAACAGAAGAGAGACUCACAACACAAAACUGCUUAGUCAAUGGAAAACUUCCUCAAAAGAAAGCAACACAGAUAAAAGUUGGAGACUGUAUUGAUAUUGUCUUGGAUCAAACUGACACACACUACAAAGUGCAAAGGACUCGUAUUUUGGACAUUAUUUCAGAAAAGACAAAGGCUGGCAGGACUAAGGUGAUAAUAAGACUGUGGAAAAAACCUUUCCAUGUGGAGAUGUCUUAAAUAUGUUUUAUGGAGUUAAUCUGAAUAAAUUGUGAUGACAUUU
This is a messenger RNA of Saccostrea cuccullata (small rock oyster), 757 nucleotides long. RefSeq lists its product as uncharacterized. Bases 46 to 714 code for a protein of 222 amino acids. The transcript is spliced from 4 exons. The record is from RefSeq and is a predicted model, not a curated record. Gene Ontology annotation, biological process: regulation of mitochondrial transcription. Gene Ontology annotation, cellular component: mitochondrion. NCBI's taxonomy places the organism in Eukaryota, Metazoa, Mollusca, Bivalvia, Ostreida, Ostreidae. Gene Ontology annotation, molecular function: RNA binding.